This is a messenger RNA of Sceloporus undulatus (fence lizard), 1050 nucleotides long. RefSeq names its product GRB2 related adaptor protein (gene GRAP). Bases 397 to 1050 code for a protein of 217 amino acids. The record is from RefSeq and is a predicted model, not a curated record. The transcript is spliced from 6 exons. Gene Ontology annotation, molecular function: protein binding. Lineage: Eukaryota; Metazoa; Chordata; Lepidosauria; Squamata; Phrynosomatidae.
CAUCAUUUUCUCAACUUUGUGCUGUUGGCACUACGUCUCACACUCCUUUCUGAAAGGCAAGGGUGCGAGUCUUAAAUAGAAUUAGGAAACCUUCUUGAAAGCUGUUCUCCAUCAUGGGAAACGAGUUCGAAAUCCCCUCUGUCUACGGCAGAAGACCAAUUUCUGCAGACCACGAGACGCUCAAGAAACAAAACCUUAGAGCCCACAAGAGACAAGAAAGCUGGACUCGCCACUUCGCAAGAAGAGAUUUCUUGCAGGGGUUCCCAGACUAGGCCAUCUUUUGUGCAUCCGGCUGCAAAAACGCCAGCAAGGUUUAGCGAAUACGUAAAGCGUUUGCGUCAUUUGCAUGUCUUUUGAGGUCUCCUUUGGACCCUAAGAGGAGUCCCCAGAGCAAGGAUGGAGGCCGUAGCCCUCUACAACUUCCGAGCCGAAGAGAAGGACGAACUAGCCUUCAAGAAGGGAGACACGCUCAAGAUCCUGAACAUGGAAGGUGACCUCAACUGGUACAAAGCCGAGCUCUUUGGCAUUGAAGGAUUCGUCCCCAAAAACUACAUCAAAAUGAAGCCUCACCCGUGGUUCUCUGGCAAGAUUUCCAGGCAAGAGGCGGAAAAGGCCCUCCUGCGACGCCAGUUCCGGGGAGCCUUUCUCAUCCGAGAAAGCGAGAGCAGCCCGGGAGAUUUCUCCAUCUCUGUAAACUAUGGAGACCAGGUCCUCCAUUUCAAAGUCCUCCGAGAGAAGAAAGGGAAAUACUACCUCUGGGAGGAGAGGUUCAACUCCAUCAAUGAGCUGGUGGAUUUCUACAGGACCAACAGCAUCGCCAAGAAGGGCCAGGUCUUCCUCCGAGACCACAGAGAAAUGCAGGAGCCCAAGAAGCCAAAGUUUGUCCAAGCCCAAUUCGACUUCUCGGCUGAAAGCCCUUCCCAGCUGAGUUUCUGCAGAGGGGACGUUCUUGAGAUCCUCGACGCCUCCAACCCACAUUGGUGGCGAGGGAGGAUUGGGCUGAAAACGGGCCUCUUGCCCCGGAACUACGUUUUCCCCUUGCGAAUGUGA